This is a messenger RNA of Vicia faba (fava bean), 324 nucleotides long. Lineage: Eukaryota; Viridiplantae; Streptophyta; Magnoliopsida; Fabales; Fabaceae. The record is from the annotation of a GenBank genome assembly.
AUGGUGUCAAACACUACCAUUCCCAGUUUCCGUUCAACAUCGUUGCGCAUAAUUGGAGCUUUGAUUGCGAUGACGUUGCUGUUGUGGACCAUCAGAAGUGGAUAUCAAACUGCAACUGAUCAACCUAGGCACCAAUUAUAUGGCCAAUGGGUUUCACAUGUUGGAGUCUUGAUUAUGCUUUUUGGUUUCUUGCUUCUGGCUACUGGGUUGCCUAUAAUUGCAGACUUGCUUUUUGGGUUGUCGGAGGAGCUACAAUAUCCAGAGGAAAUUGAUCUUCAUCAGAGCACCAUCGACCUGAAAAUAAAAGUUGAUGCUUGUAUCUAG